Paramuricea clavata is the source of this 5071-nucleotide messenger RNA. NCBI's taxonomy places the organism in Eukaryota, Metazoa, Cnidaria, Anthozoa, Malacalcyonacea, Plexauridae. The record is from the annotation of a GenBank genome assembly.
AUGCAAUUACGUAGUAGCAUUAAAAAACCAUCAGUUGCAAGACAGCGUAAUGAAGGGAAGAUAGAUGAUCGUUUGGGUACAACGACACAAACAACAUCAACAGCAACGAAUACUGCUCCUGGUCAAGCCAGUCCUACUUCAAUAAUGUCGCUGACAAACAUCGUCAUUAGAACUAAAUCAGCCGUGGAUCGUCUUAAGCUCUCAGCAAGAUCACAUUCGUUCACAAAUCUCGGACAAACAUCAACCGUAUCCAAAGACAAUAGGCUUCACUUCAAUGUUUGCGGUGAGAAAUUUGAAGUUUUGGAAAGCACCGUUCAGCGCUUUCCUAAUACAUUGCUCGCUGACCCCGCCGGGCGUGAGAAAUUUUGGGACGAGGAACGCAAGGAGUAUUACUUGGAUCGAAAUAGAGCAUGUUUCGAGUCUGUCUUGACAUAUUAUCAGAGCAAUGGUAUCUUAAUACGACCGCAGAAUAUACCUGAUGUGUUAUUUAUACGAGAGGUGCAGUUUUAUGAUUUGGGGGAAGAAGUGCUCCAGAAAAUCCGAGGUAUGAAAUGUGUAUAUUAUAUAUUUGCUUUCAACAAGGUGUUCUGUUGUGCUUUUAAGACGCUGGAUCAAUGAGAAUAGGGAACUUUGGCUAUGUUUACACGGUACAGCGUGUAGCUUUCCAUGCAUAGCGACGUAAAAAUAGCGAUGUUGUUUCGCUCAGCUUCCGAAAGUUGUACAUUCCGUAUCAAAUACAUUAGGUGCUUUAUUCGCGCCACUUAGUGUAAACGCGUAUUAUAGCCUUAAUUAGCAAUUCAAACCAGUUCAAGCAUGUUAAUCCUAUAUUAAUUUAUAGAUGAAACAAUGUUGGGGUGGGUUUGAAGUUUGAUGAUGUCUAUCGAGGUAUACAUAAAUUUUAAGUUUUGUAGGAUUUGUAAGCGGAUGUGAUCUUUUUGAGCCGAAAGUGGUUAUUUUACCGCGCGUAAUACAAAUAUAUACAAAAUUUGCGAACUUCGAUCACAGGGCUAUAUUUUCUUCAUUUUACAACAUUUAGCAACCAAUCUUUGCAGUUUUACUCAUUCUAAGACGCUCUUUCUAACUGUGGUGUUGGAUUUCGUUCUUCUUGCAUUGAUCAAAAUUUAGUCUAUAGUUAGAACCAUUUCAUUAGAUUAUUUUGAAAAUUUAUAAUAACAAAUCAAACAAAUUCCUGUCAUUUCUAAGGUGACGAGGAGAAACCCAAAGAGAACGAGGACGGACCCGAAAAGGAAACACCAACUCCAACUUUACAAAACAAAGUUUGGGACUUAUUCGAGCACCCAGAAACGUCAACAGCCGCCAGAUAUGUAGCGUGGUUCAGUUGUGCAAUUGUACUGUUAUCUAUUAUACUGUUCUGCGUCGAAACGCUGCCAGAAUUUCAAAAGAAAGACGAAUCGGGAGAGACUAAGAGCUACCAUACUUUCUUUAUAAUUGAGACCUUUUGUAUUGGCUGGUUCACAUUAGAGUAUUUGACAAGGUUGAUAUCGUCGCCUAAUAAAUGGAGAUUUGUUAAAGAGGCGCUGAAUCUAAUCGAUUUGGUUGCAAUUCUGCCAUUCUUCCUGAAUUUUGCGUUGAGCGGAAAAGAUUCAAAUGUCUCGUCGGUGGCCAUUUUGAGGGCGGUCAGAUUGGUGAGAGUUUUCAGGGUGUUUAAACUGUCCAGGUAUUCGUCUGGGUUGCGGAUUUUGGGUCUGACAUUGAGAGCAAGUAUUGGCGAGUUGGGUCUGCUUGUGUUUUUCUUAACUGUUGGUAAGUAUUAUGAUUUUUGUAUAUCUAAUAGGUUAGGGUGAUGGUGGUUGUGGUGGUAAUGAUGAUGGUGAAGAUGAUGGUGACAGUAAUGAUGAUGGUGGUAGUGACGGUGAUGAUGGUGGUAAUGGGAAUGAUGUUGGUGGUAAUGGUGAUGAUGAUGAUGGUAAUGAAUUCGAUGAUGGUAGUAAUGGUGAUGAUGGUGAGGAUGAUGGUGAUAAUGAUGUUGAUGAUGAUGGUGGUGAUGAUGGUAAUGAAUUCGAUGAUGGUAGUAAUGGUGAUGAUGGUGAUAAUGAUGUUGAUGAUGAUGGUGGUGAUGAUGGUACUGAAUUCGAUGAUGGUAGUAAUGGUGACGAUGGUGGUGAUGAUGGUGGUGAUGAUGGUGGUGAUGAUGGUGGUGAUGAUGAUGGUGGUGAUGAUGGUGGUGAUGAUGGUGGUGAUGAUGGUGGUGAUGAUGGUGGUGAUGAUGGUGGUGAUGAUGGUGGUGAUGAUGGUGGUGAUGAUGAUGGUGGUGGUGAUGAUGGUGGUGGUGAUGAUGGUGGUGGUGGUCAUCAUGUCAGAUGGUAUUAUGAUUGCUAAACGUUUCAAGUUCAAACCCCGUGCGAAACUAUAAUAAAUUUUUCUUUUUCCUGAGAGGAGGAAAGACAGCUUUCGGAGCGACUAAUUAUCAUCUAUACGUGUAUUGAUCUUGUUUUGGUGGCAAGUACAUGUAAUGGAAACAUUUAGCAUUAUUUGUUCACUCUUAUCAGUACUAAUGCAUUUGAAAUUGACCACUAUUGUAUAACCACAAAAAAGUCGACUCCAAACGACAUAUUAUAGUUAAAAACAGCUUGGGUUAAACUGUACACGAUCGCGAAAGUUCUACACUGACAGAUUGUUGAAGGCGUUCUAAUAAUAGUACAAGCCUGACCCAAAUUUUCAAAUGCGACCUUUUUUGGGCGCCAAUUAAACAUCAGUAAAAUAUAACUUUACAUGUGUCGCUAUUGUUUAUGAUCAUGCAGUGAAUUUUAUUCAAAUUUAUUUUUGUAUUUCUUUACUUAAUUUCCCUCCUACUGCGUUUGCUUGACAGUUAUUGUGAAAAUGUAACGGAUGACUGCAGAGAUUUUCGUACAAAAUUGAUGUGGAAGCGUGUCGAAUUGUGCUCGAGAGUUAAAAACGGAAACGAAUGUUUUAAAUACCGAAGGGCGAGUUCAACUAAAGGUCUGUAAAAAUUCACAAGUGAUUAUCAGUUUUCAAAUUGCACGAGGUACCAUACUAUGACUUUUUGGAAAAUUUACAUUCUGUUGAUAGCCUUGUGCACGAUUUAACACGGAUAUACAUCAUAUGAAUCUUUAUUUUAAAUGUGCAAUGUGAUUUUUGCAAGUAAUGUUUACUAAGCGAGAUAUCAAGUAAUAUAUCAUAAACGAGAAGCCGUUUAUUACCUGAAUUGAAAACACCGAGAAGUGUGUUGGAAAACGAGGCUAUAGCCGAGUUUUUUAACCAACUUCGAGGUGCUUUCAAAUCAGGUAAUAAACGGCUUCUCGUUUAUGAUAUAGCUUCUCAAACGAAUCAGUAUUUUAAGAGAAAUUUGAGGCGAAAGUUGGCUUAAUUUAUGGACGUUUAUCACCAGUUUUCCAAACAACGUUUCGGUUAGGAUUUUCUUUGUGUUUUCCUCAUGCAUUAUUAAUGAGUUUGAGAACAAUAUAUCGAGAACAACAAUAUACCUCUUUAAUUCUAAGGGAUGCCCCAUUUUGUUUCUUGAAAUUCUAUUGGUGAUAUAAAUGUAUAGGUGUAUUGAUCUUCUUACGAGUAUAUAUGAGCCGGGCAAGCAGAAAAUUGUACUUGGACCACGGCUGGGAAUCGAACCCGCGACCUUCACAUUUCUAUAUAUAUGACAUUUUACAGUAAACCUCAUUCAUUUUGGUGAGGUGUCCCAUAUUCAACUUUUAGGAACAUCACUUUAGAACUGAUACCUCUUUUACAGGUGUCGUAUUAUUUGCAAGCGCUAUAUAUUACGCAGAGUUGAGCUCAGAUGAUAAUUCAUUCAAAAGCAUACCUCAUGCAUUUUGGUGGGCCAUCGUAACCAUGACAACUGUGGGCUAUGGCGACAUGUAUCCAACCACGCUGAGUAAGUAGUACAUGAAGUACUUGAUUGAGCCUAAAUGAGUGAAUAAAACACGAUUAAUAGAGCCCUAGGAAGAACAGUUUAGAAAAAAAAAGUUGGUUUAGUUUAAGUUUCCUUCUGUCAUAACACUGGAUCAUAUGUAAAAAGAGAUGAUUCUCUAGCCGAAGAACAGUUUAGAACUGAUAGAGCUAUACAGUAUAAAUAGAGAUAGUUUAGUUUAGGCUUCCACCUGUGGUGACACUGGAAUACUGGAUCAAUAAGAGACUACUCUUAUUAGACCUCUAUAGGAAGUUUAGAACUGAUAGAGCUAUCCAGUAUAAAUAAAAUUAGUUUAGUUUAGGUUUCCUCCUGUAGUAACACUGGAUCAACAAGAGAUGACUCUUACUGGACCUCUAUAGGAAGAACAGUUUAGAACUGAUAGAACUAUCCAGUAUAAAUAAAGUUAGUUUAGUUCAGGUUUCCGCCUGUAGUAACACUGGAUCAAUAAGAGAUGAUUCUUACUGGGCCUGAAGGAAGAACAGUUUAGAACUGAUAGAGCUAUCCAGUAUAAGUAAAGUUAGUUUAGUUCAAGUUUCCUCCUGUAGUAACACUGGAUCAAUAAGAUAUGACUCUUACUGGACCUGUAGGGAGAAUAGUUUAGAACUGAUAGAGCUACCCGGUAUAAAUAAAGUUAGUUUAGUUCAGGUUUCCUCCUGUACUAACACUGGAUCGAUAAGAGAUGAUCCUUACUGGACCUCUAGGGAAAAUAAUUGUGAAAAGAACUGAUAGAGCUAUCCAGUAUAACAAAGAUGGUAAGAAAAAAAGUGGCAGUCUCUGCAUAUAAAUGAAGUUAGUUAAUCAGAUGCAUCUUUCUUUGCAGUUGGCAAGUGUAUUGGCAGUCUUUGCGCAUGUACGGGCAUUUUAGCCAUUGCGCUACCGGUCCCAGUAAUUGUCGCAAACUUCGAACGCUUCUACAGCCAAUCACUGGAAGAGGCGAAACGUGACUCGCCAGAAAGCAAGAAAAAAUUGGCAAAGUACAAAGCUUUGAAAAAAUUCUUUGAUAAGCUCAGGCAUCGAGAUAGCCCGCAGCCUGCGGGUGAGAGUUGGGACGAAGAAUAUUACGAUAUGGGAGGCGAGGUCGCUGAGAAAGACCGCGUGAGUGCUGAGGGGAAUGGGCAAGCGUAUCCGUUGCUUGAGAAGCCGGGCAAUUCUGUAUCGACUGUGUGA